Nerophis lumbriciformis (worm pipefish) is the source of this 846-nucleotide messenger RNA. Lineage: Eukaryota; Metazoa; Chordata; Actinopteri; Syngnathiformes; Syngnathidae. The record is from RefSeq and is a predicted model, not a curated record.
AUGCUUCAGCUUAACGACACAGUGGAGCCCGAGAGUCCGGGAGCCGCGGUUCUCCUACCGGCCGAGGCUGAGGAAGGAGUGGAGGUUGCAUUCACGCCGCUGGAGGCCGGGCGUAGCCUGGGACACGGAGCCUCUGCAGCUUGCUGCGGGCCGCUGCAAACGCUGACGCCUUUCCACGUACAAAACCCCACAAUGCAAGCCAAAGUCAAGGACUACUUUGUGUUCCGGCCAGGUACCAUUGAGCAGGCAGUAAGCGACAUCAGGACUGUGGCUCUUCCCUCUGAGGAUGGAGAGGUGCUAAGCGUCUGGCUUCUGGCGCAGAUUGACCACUGGAAUAACGAAAAGGAAAGACUUGUCCUAAUCACAGACAGGUCCUUGCUGGUGUGCAAAUACGACUUCAUCAACUUGCUGUGUCAGCAGGUCGUCAGAAUCUCGCUCAACGCCGUUGACACCAUCUCAGUCGGCGAGUUUGAGUUCCCACCCAAAUCCCUGAACAAGAGAGAAGGUGUCGGGAUUCGCGUCCAGUGGGACAAACGUCCCCGGGCCUCUUUCUUGAACCGCUGGAACCCGUGGUCCACAGAUAUGCCCUACGCUACCUUUACUGAGCAUCCUAUGGCCCACGCAGAUGAGAAGGUUGCGUCCCUCUGCCAGCUGGACAACUUUAGGACCCAGUUGGUGCAGGCGGUGAAGAGAGCCCAUAAAGAGCACCCCAUCCCUGGUCGUGCCAAUGGAGUCCUGAUCCUGGAGAGACCACUUCUCAUCGAGACCUACUUGGGGAUAAUGUCCUUUAUCAAUAAUGAGGCUAAAUUGGGCUAUUCCAUGACUCGUGGCAAGAUUGGUUUUUAG